AUGACAGCUGAAGACAUCGCGCUGACAAAGGCAUAUCUCUACGUCUCUGUCGAUUCGAUUGUAGGGAAGGAUCAGACAAGUGAAAGAAUGUGGAGUCGUAUUUUGGUUGCUUGGAGGGAGAACAUGGGAACUUAUGAUGAGUUUCGAAAAGCCAAUGGCUUAUCAUGCCGUUGGGGUCUGAUCCAAGCUGAUGUAACUAAGUUUCAUGCUGCAUAUGAAUCUAUAGAGAGAGCUCCCAAAAGUGGAGUCUCGAUUGAGAAAGUGAAACGAGAUGCACUGAGAGUUUAUAAGGAGACUGGGGAUGGAUCAGCAUUCAAAUUCGAACACUGUUGGGAAAUUCUGAAAGAAAAUCCUAAGUGGUGUUCACUUCAACUCACUAAGAAUGGAACUUCAAAGAAAGAAAAGAAGACUAGUGAAGGUCUUGCUGAUAGUUUAGCUCAGACAUCACUUACUUCUUCACUACCUGAUGGUGUCACAAAUGUGGAUACGGAGAACAUUGAUGUCGAACAAGGAGUUGCUCGACCACCGGGCAUACUGAGUAGUUUCCAGUCUACAAUUGAAAAGCAACACUUGUUUAAUCAACAAGAACUGGAACUGAAGAAAGAAAAGGAUAAAAAAUACCAUGAACUGAUGGAGCUAUUGGUGAAAAAGGAAUUGGAACUGAAAGAAAAAGCUCAACAAUUGAAGGAAGAAGCUCAAAAGGAGAAACAAAAAUUAGAAAAUAGAAAGGAAUGUGAGCGCAUUAUGACAACUUAUCUUACUCCUCUCCAACCCGCCAUACGGAGGGUUUAUGAACAAAUGCAGGCGAAAAUAAUAAAGGAAUGGGAAGAGGAAGGUCUUUUGGGGGAUGACUGGUUGAUGCUUUAA
Molecule: messenger RNA, 867 nt
Organism: Papaver somniferum (opium poppy)
Lineage: Eukaryota; Viridiplantae; Streptophyta; Magnoliopsida; Ranunculales; Papaveraceae
Product: glutathione S-transferase T3-like
Exons: 3
Coding region: 1-867 (288 amino acids)
Source: RefSeq, a predicted model, not a curated record